CAUCGCUACACGCACGCACGACCGGCCUGACAGGACAUCGCCAAGGUAGCGCUCACUCUGUGGCAGAUCUGGCGCGCUCGACAGACAAUUAACUUCCAGCAGCAGUAGCGGCUCCACGAGCUCGCACCGCCGCCGCCAUGUCUGACGCCGAUUUCGACAAAGUGCGGCAGGCGCAAAUCGAGCGGAACGCAGGGAAGAAAGGCUUCAAGGACGCCUCCAGCCAGCGCACUAACAACAACAAGGGCGUCUCUCUCACCGAAAACUUCGACAAGGAGCUCUACGGAAAUGACUCAGGCGACAAAUUUGCAGGCUACAAUACCAUCAUCGAUGUCAACGAUGACGAGGACAUGGAGGAUGCCGACGACGGCGAAAGCGGCCGAUUGAUCGGCCAGUACACCGCGACGGCUGCUCAAAUAGGAGAAUGGGCGCACGGUGAGAACGCUGAGGACGAUAUCCUACAGAGUUGCGAGAAGCAGGCGCAAAUUGCGAGCCGAGAGACCGACUACCAAAAGCGUCGAUUCCAGCGCGGUCUCGAUGGAGAUGGCGAGAAGACGUACAAGGAGGUUAUGGCAGAGCGAGAGCUGGAGCGCGAGGAGCAACGAGUUCGUAAGCUCAUCGAGGACCAGAACAAGGAGGCGAUUGCCAAUGGUGACGAUGAUGCGAUGGAAGGCGUGGAAGGCCGCCCCACACUGAAAGACAAGACUCCCGAGGCAGAGGACAAGCCGAAGCGAACGAGGAAGAGACGUUGGGACACCUCGGGAGAACCUGCGGAGACGAAUGGCGAUGCGCAGGCCAACGGAGCGAACGGCACGAAUGGCACGAACGGGCACGCGACAAACGGAGAGGCUGCAGUCAAGAAAUCGCGAUGGGAUUCCACACCAGCGCCCGAUGGAGAUUCAGCACCUAAGAAGCGCUCCAAGUGGGAUCUGGUGUCAGCUGGCAGCGGAGGUGGCGGUCAAACCAAUGGUGCAGCAGAUGCGGCACCAACGGGACCUGUGGUGGCCUUCGGCAAUGAUGCAUCAGGCCGCAACGCACCGCUGUCAGACGAAGAGUUGGACGAAAUGCUGCCCAGCGAGGGCUACAAGAUCCUCACACCACCUCCAGGCUAUGAACCACUGCGAGCACCCUCGAGAAGGGUCGCACCAUCAGCCACGCCAGCGACUGGCGGUUUCAUGAACCAGGAACCAGUGGACGCGCGGUCGAUGGGCAAGCAACUACCAUCUGAGAUCCCAGGCGUUGGAGACCUACAGUUUUUCAAGGCCGAGGAUAUGGCCUACUUCGGCAAGCUGGUUGACGGAGCCGACGAGAACGACCUCAGUGUGGAGGAGCUCAAGCAACGCAAGAUUAUGCGGCUGCUUUUGAAAGUCAAGAACGGCACACCACCAAUGCGAAAGACCGCACUGCGUCAACUCACGGACAAUGCACGAAGCUUUGGUGCCGGACCGCUCUUUGACCAGAUCCUCCCCCUACUCAUGGAAAAGAGCCUGGAGGACCAAGAGCGCCACUUGCUCGUGAAAGUCAUCGAUCGUGUUCUCUACAAGCUUGAUGAUCUCGUCAGACCCUACGUGCACAAGAUCUUGGUGGUUAUUGAGCCACUUCUCAUCGAUCAAGACUACUAUGCUCGCGUGGAGGGUCGCGAAAUCAUCUCCAACUUGGCCAAAGCCGCCGGUCUGGCCACCAUGAUCUCCACGAUGCGGCCGGAUAUCGAUCAUGUGGACGAAUACGUGCGGAAUACAACAGCUCGAGCGUUCGCUGUCGUUGCUUCAGCACUCGGCAUCCCGACCCUCUUACCAUUCCUCAAAGCUGUGUGCAAGAGUAAGAAGUCGUGGCAAGCUCGACAUACUGGUGUCAAAAUCAUUCAACAGAUUCCCAUCCUUAUGGGUUGUGCUGUGCUCCCUCAUCUCAAAGGUCUUGUCGACUGCAUCGGCGAGAACCUAAAUGACGAGCAAGCAAAGGUUCGAACAGUCACCUCGCUUGCUCUUGCCGCGCUUGCAGAAGCGUCAAACCCCUUCGGUAUCGAAAGCUUCGACGACAUCCUCAACCCACUCUGGACUGGAGCGCGCAAGCAGCGUGGUAAAGGCUUGGCUGGUUUCCUGAAGGCUGUUGGUUACAUCAUCCCACUCAUGGACGAAGAAUAUGGCAACUACUACACCAGUCAAAUCAUGGAAAUCCUGAUCCGAGAGUUCCAGUCUCCAGAUGAAGAGAUGAAGAAGGUCGUGCUCAAAGUCAUCAGUCAGUGUGCUGGUGGCGCGGGUGUGACGGCCACUUAUCUCAAAGAGCACGUGCUGAACGAGUUCUUCAAAUUCUUCUGGGUUCGAAGAAUGGCGCUCGAUAAGCGGAACUACAAGCAGGUCGUCGAGACCACGGUCGACUUGGGUCAAAAAGUCGGCGUCGGCGAGAUUGUUGAGCGAAUCGUUGGUAACCUCAAAGAUGAGAGCGAAGCUUAUCGCAAGAUGACAGUCGAGACGAUCGAGAAGGUCAUCUCUGCCAUGGGCGCUGCUGACAUCAACGAGCGUCUCGAAGAACGUCUUGUUGAUGGUAUUCUCCAUUCGUUCCAAGAGCAGAGCGUCGAGGACGUGGUCCUGCUCAAUGGCUUUGGUACAGUUGUCAACUCCCUUGGGACGCGUUGCAAGCCAUACUUGCCACAGAUCGUCAGUACCAUUCUCUGGCGACUCAACAACAAAUCUGCCACCGUGCGACAGCAAGCGGCAGAUCUCAUUACUCGGAUUGCGAUCGUGCUGAAGCAGUGUGACGAGGACGUCUUACUUGGCAAGCUGGGAUCGGUCCUGUACGAAUACCUCGGUGAAGAGUAUCCCGAAGUCCUGGGCAGUAUCUUGGGCGCCAUGAGGAGCAUCGUUACCGUGGUUGGCAUCAGUAGCAUGCAGCCCCCUAUUAAGGAUCUGCUACCGCGAUUGACACCAAUUCUGCGGAACAGGCACGAGAAGGUGCAAGAAAACACAAUUGAUCUAGUGGGACGUAUCGCCGACCGCGGACCAGAGUCGGUCAACGCACGCGAGUGGAUGCGAAUCUGCUUCGAGCUGCUCGACAUGCUCAAGGCACACAAGAAGGGCAUCCGGCGUGCUGCGAACAACACAUUCGGUUUCAUUGCCAAGGCCAUUGGACCACAGGAUGUGCUUGCCACACUAUUGAACAACUUGCGCGUCCAAGAGCGUCAGUCGCGUGUCUGCACGGCUGUCGCCAUUGGUAUCGUCGCCGAGACAUGUGCGCCUUUCACGGUUCUGCCCGCUCUCAUGAACGAGUAUCGCGUUCCAGAGCUGAACGUGCAGAAUGGUGUUCUGAAGUCACUAUCCUUCCUUUUCGAGUACAUCGGCGAAAUGGCUAAAGACUACGUCUAUGCCGUUACGCCCCUUCUCGAAGAUGCCCUCAUUGAUCGCGACCAGGUGCACCGUCAAACUGCCGCUAGUGUCGUCAAGCACGUCGCACUUGGAGUGGUCGGUCUAGGGUGCGAAGAUGCCAUGCUGCACUUACUCAACCUGCUCUACCCGAACUUGUUCGAGACCAGUCCGCACGUUAUCGAUCGUGUUAUCGAAGCUAUCGACGCAAUUCGCCUCGCAGUGGGCACGGGAGCGGUUAUGAAUUACGUCUGGGCAGGUCUUUUCCACCCGGCGAGGAAAGUGCGAGUGCCGUACUGGAGACUGUACAAUGACGCGUACGUGCAAAGCGCGGAUGCCAUGGUGCCCUACUAUCCAGCCAUCGAAGAUGACAAGCUGGUGCGGCAUGAGUUGAUGGUUGUGUUGUAGAUCGCCGCAUAACGCGCGCGAGACUGAAUGUAUAUGACAAAAAGAAUGCAUAGGGUGAAGGUCACGCUAGCUGUACUGAAGUGGCGAUGCACGUCGCUGGGCAGGCACUAUUCCAUAAAAAGGCAUGAUUCUGUGCACAGCAGGAGCGUUGGGACGGUGGCUGUUUGCGCUGACCUGAUUGUAGCUAAUAGACGACCACGCAAUGAGAUAUGAAGCUUUCACUUCAUUGUCACUCACAUUACAUUGUUUGCCUCCA
Cercospora beticola is the source of this 4017-nucleotide messenger RNA. It is a transcript of the gene HSH155, whose product is annotated as U2 snRNP complex subunit HSH155. Gene Ontology annotation, biological process: spliceosomal complex assembly. The record is from RefSeq and is a predicted model, not a curated record. Lineage: Eukaryota; Fungi; Ascomycota; Dothideomycetes; Mycosphaerellales; Mycosphaerellaceae. Gene Ontology annotation, molecular function: mRNA binding. Gene Ontology annotation, cellular component: catalytic step 2 spliceosome; U2-type prespliceosome; U2 snRNP.